GCUGUCCUACCACUUCCGGUUCCGGCGCGGCUGUAGCGGAGCUAAGAAGGCCCGGGAGCCAUGAUCGAGGUCGUCUGCAACGACCGCCUGGGGAAGAAGGUCCGGGUGAAAUGCAACCCCGAGGAUUCAAUCCGGGACCUGAAGAAGCUGAUUGCAGCUCAGACUGGAACCCGCUGGGACAAGAUCGUGCUCAAAAAAUGGUACACCAUCUUCAAGGACCACGUCACGCUCGGGGACUAUGAGAUCCACGAUGGGAUGAACCUGGAGCUCUACUACCAAUAGUGGCCCCUCCCAGUACCUCCCAGUCCCAUCCCAGUACCUCCCAGUCUCGUCCCAGUACAUCCCAGUGUCCCCCACCCCAUUUUUACCCCAUCUGUGCUCCCCGGAGCCGCGUUGAGGCUCUGAACCUGCCCCGUUUGUUUAUAAAUAAAGGCGAUUUUGGGGCCUCCUG
Cinclus cinclus is the source of this 451-nucleotide messenger RNA. It is a transcript of the gene UBL5, whose product is annotated as ubiquitin like 5. The transcript has 5 exons. Gene Ontology annotation, biological process: protein modification process; mRNA splicing, via spliceosome. The coding region runs from base 61 to 282 and encodes 73 amino acids. Lineage: Eukaryota; Metazoa; Chordata; Aves; Passeriformes; Cinclidae. Gene Ontology annotation, molecular function: protein tag activity; protein binding. The record is from RefSeq and is a predicted model, not a curated record. Gene Ontology annotation, cellular component: nucleus; cytoplasm.